AUGCCAGGGAUAGUGGAGCUGCCCACUCUGGAAGAGCUGAAAGUGGAGGAAAUGAAAGUCAGCUCUGCUGUGCUGAAAGCUGCAGCCCAUCACUACGGGGCUCAGUGUGAUAAGCCCAACAAGGAGUUCAUGCUGUGCCACUGGGAAGAGAAGGAUCCGAGGCGGUGUUUAGAGGAAGGCAAGAUGGUCAGUAAGUAUGCUCUGGAAUUCUUCAGGCAGAUAAAGUGUCACUGUGCGGAGCCUUUUACAGAAUAUUGGACCUGCAUCGAUUAUUCCGGCCUGCAGUUGUUCCGUUACUGUCACAAACAGCAGGCAAAGUUUGACAAUUGUGUGCUGGACAAAUUGGGCUGGGUGCGGCCUGACCUGGGAGAACUGCCAAAGUCACCAAAGUGAAAA
Messenger RNA from Sciurus carolinensis (gray squirrel), 396 nucleotides. Its product is annotated as NADH dehydrogenase [ubiquinone] 1 alpha subcomplex subunit 8-like. Bases 1 to 393 code for a protein of 130 amino acids. Lineage: Eukaryota; Metazoa; Chordata; Mammalia; Rodentia; Sciuridae. The transcript has a single exon. The record is from RefSeq and is a predicted model, not a curated record. Gene Ontology annotation, biological process: mitochondrial electron transport, NADH to ubiquinone.